GCGUUUCUCGACGCGAUCGCGAAUUGAUGAACAUUAUCUAACGCCAAUAAAACACUUUGGGGUGCCUGCGCCGCGCAUGCGAGACACCACCAGUAGCCAGCAACGAACAUGACGAGGUGACAUCCCACGCGAGUUGCCGCACCACGAAUCGGAAAACAAUGGCGCUUCCUCUGCCCCCGGGCCUGACCCACGCCGAAGUGGCCUUCCUCGCAGAAAUGGAACUCGUCACGGUCGUACCGCGCCAGCGACUCGACAGCAUUGACCUGCUCAGCGGCAAAACCCCGCCGCUCCGCCCGCCGCACCGAGCCGACCUGCCCCUCUGGCUGGCCCUCCUGCUCAAGAAGCAGCGCCGCGCCAACAUCCUGCCCCCGGCCUGGCUGCACCCGGACUCGCUCCGGUCCAUCCUCCUGCACGAGACCAAGGUCGACCCGGACGCCUUCUCCCCGCCCCCGCCCCCGCCCGCCCGCGCCGACCCGGCCCGCCCGGGCAUGGUGGUGCCGCGCCGCCCCCAACAACAACAACAACAUCAACAACGACAGGCGGGGAGGGGUGGCGGUGGCGACUUGACGCUCUCGGCGCCCUUCGUCGCGUCUUGCACCGCCGACGCCCCCGCCGGAUACCUACCGUACCACUGGCUCGAGGUCGCCGAGGCGCUGCUGGCGCACGCGGGCGACGACGUGGCGGCAGCCCUGGGGGGCAGUGGUGGUGGUGGUGGUGGUAGUGGUGGUGGGACAACAACAACAGCAACAACAACAUCGUCAUCAUCAUCAGCGUCGACGUCAUCCGCGGCCGGGGAGGUGAGAGGCCUGCUGCGGGACCUGGUGGAGGUGCGGGCGGCCAAGAUGCGGAGCAGCGCCGCGCGGCUGGAAGGGUUCGGGGGCGGGCUGAUGAGCCUGCGGGGCGUGGGCGCGAUGGAGCUGGCCGAGAGCCGCGGGUUCGUCCUCGGCGUCGUCGACGGGGUGCGCAAGCUCGGGGCGACCACCGAGGCGGCCCGGCGGGAGGAGGAGGAGGAGGAGAGGAUGGGCGAGGGGUUGGGGGAGGGCGAGAGCGACGAGGAGAUGGGGAUCUGAGAUUAUAUAUUCUCGAGAUUCGGAUUGGGGACGGAAGGAAAGGCGGAACAGGAAGAACGGGGAGAAACGGGGAAGUGCGGAUGGCUGGGUUGGGUGGGCUUGGGUUUGGAAAGUUCGCGAGAACUUUGCAUGCAAGAUGAUGGAGUUGCGUGCGCC
Thermothelomyces thermophilus ATCC 42464 is the source of this 1226-nucleotide messenger RNA. RefSeq lists its product as uncharacterized. Bases 159 to 1070 code for a protein of 303 amino acids. Gene Ontology annotation, cellular component: nucleus; GINS complex. Lineage: Eukaryota; Fungi; Ascomycota; Sordariomycetes; Sordariales; Chaetomiaceae. The transcript has 2 exons. Gene Ontology annotation, biological process: double-strand break repair via break-induced replication; DNA replication. The record is from RefSeq and is a predicted model, not a curated record.